Dimorphilus gyrociliatus is the source of this 976-nucleotide messenger RNA. The record is from the annotation of a GenBank genome assembly. Lineage: Eukaryota; Metazoa; Annelida; Polychaeta; Dinophilidae.
AAUGUACACACCGCAAAAUAGAAAAGUUACUGAUGAUUUGUUUGGCUUGUCGACUACCCUAGAUGUGACUACACCACCAAGUCUUUUACCAGACCAGAAUUUUUUGGGUGCACCUGGAGAUUGGAAUUAUCCGAGCGAUUUAACUCUUAUUCCGUUUGGUGAAUCUCCACCAAAUUCUUUAAUUGAUUCUAAUAAUUGUGCUAGUUUAUUGCCGUGUUUAACCGAAUUGGAAAAUGUAAAAACGGAAAUUGAAAUCGAUACUCCCGAAGGAUCUCCUUCGCCUGAAGUAUCCACACCUAUUACAAUAAAUACUAAAAUGUCUAAUUAUACGUGGCACAGUACUAGAUCCUUUACUUCUACCGAAAGUCAGGUUGUAGUUGUUCCAUCUGAUGCGAGAAAAAGAAAAACGUCAUUUCAUUAUGUUCAAUUUCAAGGUUAUAAUAAAAAAUCAGCGAAAAAAAGUCGAGAAAUGACACCUCUAUCUUCUCUUCUAACCGACUUUAAUACUGAUUCAAGCAAGCUUAACUUGAACACUUCAGCAAAAAAGAUUAGCUUUACUUCAAAAGGAAACUUCGACUAUCCAUAUCAUUUAAUAAAUGGAUCGCAUAGAAAACGUAAAUCAAAGAAUUAUGAUGAUUCUAAAAAAGGUGCUGGGUCGUCCUCGUCUGCUUCUUCUACUUCGUCGUCAUCAUCCAGGAGUGCUAUGAAAGGAUCUUCACCAAAUAGGGAUACCUACCAAAGCCAAAGGUUCAAUCCUUACGAUAUAAUUAAGACGAAGCAGCCAACUACUCCGUGUUCAUCGCCGACUUCUCCGUCUCAUAACUCUAAUAGCGAAGUUAAUAGUCCAACAACAAUCCCCUGCCAAUUGAUUUCUACACAACCGAUACAAAUCGAUGUACAAAAUGAAAGUCAGCAAUAUACAAUCUCCUUUCCAGUUUCUAAUUAUCCUGGUUACCCUUGUACAACUUGGACUUGA